Messenger RNA from Drosophila novamexicana, 1885 nucleotides. RefSeq names its product UDP-glucuronosyltransferase 1-8 (gene Ugt302C1). Bases 109 to 1689 code for a protein of 526 amino acids. The record is from RefSeq and is a predicted model, not a curated record. The transcript is spliced from 4 exons. Gene Ontology annotation, molecular function: UDP-glycosyltransferase activity. Lineage: Eukaryota; Metazoa; Arthropoda; Insecta; Diptera; Drosophilidae.
UGUGGAUCGCGCAUGGAAUAGAUUGAACAAUUUCUCGAUGUGAAUUACACAUUACAAAGUUACUUGCAAUUAUUAGUUUACUACUGUGAUUAAAAUACAACAUUUCAAAUGUCGCAUUCAAACAACAAAACCAGUUUCAUAGGCCUCGCGCUAUUGUGCCUGCUGAGCAGCGUGGCGGCCUAUAACUACCUGUUGGUGCUACCCACCUCCGCACGUUCGCACUACAAUGUGGGUUCGUCGCUGGCCAAGGGCCUGGCGGCAGCUGGUCAUCAGGUGACCCUUGUCUCACCCUUUGCACUAAAAAAACCAAUUAAGAAUAUUAACGAUAUGCCGCUGCCGAACGUCUUGAAAGCUAUGGGGGGCGAUAUAGACAGCCUAUUGAAAAAGUCAGAACAGCCCAUUAUACAACAAAUUGUUGGAUUCUAUGAUAUGGGCCUACGCAUAACUGAAGCAUUACUUAAGGAUCCGCUCGUGGUUCAGUUGCGACAAUCAAACCAGACCUUUGAUGCUGUCAUCAGUGAGGUGUUCCUGAAUGAGGCCCAAUUUGGUCUGGCUGAACAUUUCAAAGCGCCACUCAUUGGACUGGGCACAUUUGGAGCCAUUAGUUGGAACACAGAUCUGGUUGGCUCGCCUUCACCACCCUCGUACGUACCGCAUGCGCUGCUCAAGUUCUCGGAUCAUAUGACCCUGACCGAGCGAGUUAUCAAUUUGGCCUUUCUUAGCUACGAGUAUCUGUUCAUGAAGCUGUACUAUUUACCGAAGCAAGAGCACAUCUAUACCAAGUACUUCCCUCAGAAUAAGCAGGACUUUUAUGACAUGCGCAAGAACACGGCGCUGGUGCUGCUUAAUCAGCACGUCUCGCUGAGCUUCCCCAGGCCCUACUCGCCCAACAUGAUCGAGGUAGGCGGCAUGCAUAUCAAUCGCAAGCGUCAGCCGCUGCCGCAAGACAUUGAAGAGUUCAUUAAAGGUGCCAAACACGGCGUCAUAUACUUCUCCAUGGGCUCUAACUUGAAGAGCAAGGAUCUGCCGCAGGAGAAACGUCUGGCACUAAUUGAAACUUUUAGCAAGCUCAAGCAGCGCGUGCUUUGGAAAUUUGAGGAGCCUAAUUUGCCCGGCAAACCGGAGAAUGUUUUUAUCUCGGACUGGUUCCCGCAGGACGAUAUAUUGGCACAUGAAAAUGUAAUCUUGUUUAUCACACAUGGCGGUCUGCUGAGCACCACAGAAUCCAUUUACCAUGGCAAACCUUUUGUGGGCAUUCCCAUUUUCGGCGAUCAGUUUCUGAAUAUGGCUCGUGCCGAACAGAAUGGCUAUGGCCGGACUGUUGUCUAUGAGGAGCUAACUGCCGAGCGGCUGACCAAGGCUAUUCAGCAGCUCGUGCAGGAUCCGCAUGCCAAACAACUGGUCGAGGGCAUGUCCUCUCGCUAUAAAGAUCAGCCGCAAUUGCCGCUGGAGCGUGCCGUCUACUGGGUGGAGCAUGUGACCAGGCAUAAAGGUGCAACGUACUUGCGUAGUGCAUCACAGGACCUGAACUUUGUGCAGUAUCACAAUUUGGAUGCCAUUCUGAUUCUGUACGGCGGCAUUCUGUUUGUGUUUUACUGUCUGCUAUUGCUCAUACGCCGUGUGUGGCGCGCCCUGCAGGACAUCUUUAUGAGUCGCCAACAGAAACAGCCGAAAUUGAAGCGUAAUUGAGUUAAAAACAAAGCUUAAACCCUAAGACAUGUUUAUGUUGUAUUUUGUAAAUGGUAUCUGUAUCUAUAGGGGCCGCAUGUUACGCCUUUGCUUCUGCUUAAGCUCAUAAAAAUUUCAGUGCGAGCUGCGGUUAGUUUUGCUGCCGGCGCCAAACUUGUAAAAUAAAAUCGAAAAUAUUUUGUAUAGCUAUCGACAA